AUGCCACGUAAUAUAAUGGAUGCAUCAGGUGUGGCUUUGGUUGUAAUUGGACCUGGUAGUAUUGAUCAGGCAAGAGCAUUUACUGAGCAAACAAAAUUCAAAGGAGAAGUUUAUGUCGAGCCGAACCAUUCGUCGUAUGAGGCUUUACAAUUUGCCUCAGGGGUUUCAACUACAUUCACUCCUAACGCAGGUCUCGAGAUAAUACAAUUAUACACGGAAGGUUAUCGACAAGACUUGAAGCUUUCAUUUGAAAAGGACACUGUGACUGGAGGUGACUGGUAUGCAAAACAUCUUGUUGCAACUACUGUGUCCAUUUUUUUUUUUUAUGAUGAGAUCAAAGUAUCUAGUUAUGUACUUUUCUUGAACUCUUAGCAACUAUCAACAAAACGUACAUCCUAACUUGACUUAAUAGUAUUAUCAACAAAACCUAGAUCCAUCACAACUAAAUCCCCUUGGUGGCUUAAACAAGAUCCCGAGGAAGCCACCAAAGAAAUCUGACAACAGUUGACUCUACAUUAAUGCGUAUAUUGAAAAA
Molecule: messenger RNA, 535 nt
Organism: Juglans microcarpa x Juglans regia
Lineage: Eukaryota; Viridiplantae; Streptophyta; Magnoliopsida; Fagales; Juglandaceae
Product: thioredoxin-like protein AAED1, chloroplastic
Exons: 4
Coding region: 1-372 (123 amino acids)
Molecular function (GO): antioxidant activity
Source: RefSeq, a predicted model, not a curated record